AUGGCUAAGCGAGCUGAGAAGAACGACAUGAGUGAGGGAGAGGAGGAGGAGGAGGAGGAGGAGGAGGAGGAGGAGGAGGAGGAGGAGGAGGAGGACGACGACGACGACGACAAGGAGGGCGGCACUGGCAAUGAUUCAGCUCGAGGGAACAGAUACGACGCCCUUCGGAGCAUCCCAAAAGACGAAAGCGAUGACGAGGAUGAUGAUUCAGCACGAGGGAACAGAUGUGAUGACGUGGCAGUUGAAGGAGGAGAGAUGGGCGGCGUUUGCUGUCUGGGCUUGAACGAACCAGCAGGGGGUGGGGCUACUCGCUUGGGGGUAGGUGCAACUGGGGAGGGUGUUUUCGGUGUGGGAGUUUUGGGGGUAGGUGCAACUGGGUAA
This is a messenger RNA of Closterium sp. Naga37s-1, 381 nucleotides long. Lineage: Eukaryota; Viridiplantae; Streptophyta; Zygnematophyceae; Desmidiales; Closteriaceae. The record is from the annotation of a GenBank genome assembly.